UUACAUGACCAAUGUUCCACUCCAUUGUACGUAACGUUAACGACUUAUGUUUGAUGCUUUAGCGACGCUCCAUCAACUCCAUCAUCAGACAAGAAGGACAAGAGAACUUCUUGGUUGCCUGGUUUCCGAUGAAAAAAUCGACUGAUGUUCACUGCUGGCUGGCACAAUACGCUCACACUUAUAAUUUUGCUUUUUUAACAACAUUAAACCCGUCUAUUUUUUUCAUUUGCACAUCCUUAUGUGCGUUUUUUCUCAAAACUGAGUUUGUAGCCAGCAAUCAUAGUCCCAAAACUUAUAAUCAUUACGUUUAAAGAAAAUAUUCCAAAAACAAAACCGCAUCUAUUCUCUUCAUGGGUUUGACAGUAUCGUCAGAUGCCU
Umbelopsis ramanniana AG is the source of this 378-nucleotide messenger RNA. RefSeq lists its product as uncharacterized. The record is from RefSeq and is a predicted model, not a curated record. NCBI's taxonomy places the organism in Eukaryota, Fungi, Mucoromycota, Umbelopsidomycetes, Umbelopsidales, Umbelopsidaceae. The transcript has a single exon. Bases 129 to 311 code for a protein of 60 amino acids.